AAUAUUUUUACUAAUAAAAGAGAAUACUUGUUAUCUUGUUUGUAAUUGCUUUAUAUUUGUUCCUAAACGUAACCUAGAUUGUUAAACUUCUUAUCUCUGUGUUGUGUCCAACUUUACUUAUAAUUUUCUGGAAACUUAUCUUAAUACUCACAUUCCAACUUUAAAUGGUUGAGAUUGAGAUUUUCAUCGAAUUUUUCUAAGAAGCAAAAGAGAAGAUGUUGAAGUUCUUGUCAAAGGUGAAGAUCCAGUUCAAUGCUCUAGACCCACGAACAGCUUCAUGUAUGGAGUUUUUGGCUCAGUGUAAUGCCCCUAAAGCCAAAGAAUCGAACCCAAGUUGUCAAGUACUGGUCAAGCGCCGCACCGAUGACCAACCACCUCAAAUCACUGUCACCUUCGUAAACGGAGUCGAACAAACCUAUGAUGCCACUUCUACACCUGCACAGGACAUUCGUAAGAUGAUUCUUGAAAAGGGUCAGUAUCUUGAGACUGAACAAAUGUUCCGUGAAGCUGGUGAGAAGUGGCCCGUUAUUGUUCCUGAUGAUGAGCUCCAACAACCAUUUCUUGGUAUAAAGCCAAAGAAGGCAGAAGAGAAGAAGCAGUGAUCACAGCUGCACACACUUAGCUUGUUGGGGGCAUUUUCUCAGAAUCAGAUCAACUGCGACAUUACAAAGUUCUAAUUCAGAGAGAUGGAUCUUCAAAUAGGGGCAAAGCUAUCUAUCUUUUCUUGUUGGAUGUAUGUUAACAAGAAUAUUAGAUUUGUACUAGGAUCAUGAACAUGCUGCCAUUGUGUUGUGAGACUGUAAAAUGCCUCUCCAAAUUCUCAUGUCUUCUACCCUUCUCUCUGCAAAAGAAUAAGAUAUCCUUCUUAAUGAUUUGAUUCCAUUUUGGGAUUGACUCUGGUAAUACUGUAUCCACAACCAUUGUAUGGGUACUCAAGGGUCCUCUUUAAGUUUACCAGGCAGUUAAGUUUAGUAGCUUUGUUGAUAAGAAA
This is a messenger RNA of Lycium barbarum (goji berry), 991 nucleotides long. RefSeq lists its product as uncharacterized. The record is from RefSeq and is a predicted model, not a curated record. Gene Ontology annotation, cellular component: mitochondrial large ribosomal subunit. The transcript is spliced from 3 exons. The coding region runs from base 216 to 602 and encodes 128 amino acids. NCBI's taxonomy places the organism in Eukaryota, Viridiplantae, Streptophyta, Magnoliopsida, Solanales, Solanaceae.